GCCCACGUAUCACGUGACGCACUUCCCAUCAGGUAGUUGUGCAAGCCGUAGGAAAAAGUUGAAAAGAACAUGGCAAGCGCGCUGAAGGAGGACCUAUCCACCGUCCCUCUGGUCGCCCUCAACAUGACGGUGAGGAGGAAACUGGGUCUUUACCUGAACCCGAAAACCGUGGUGGCCGCCGACUGGACGAUGGUGGCCGAGGCUAUGGGCUUCUCUUACCUGGAAAUCAUCAACUACCAGACGGCACCCAACCCCAUUUUGCGGGUGUUGGACGACUGGCAGGCGGCCUCCUCCGAGGCUACUGUGGGCAGCUUGUUGUCCAUCUUGGAGAAAUUGGAGAGAAACGACGUCGUGGAGGAUCUUCGUCCUCUCAUGGAGGAGGACGUGAAGAAGUAUCAGGAGAGUGUAAAGAAGAUGGCCGUGCGACCCUUGCAGGUCCAGGAGGUGGACAGCUGCGCCCCUCUUACCCCCGAAAGGGCCGGCCUCACCCUCGAAGAUGAUCCCAACGGUUCCCCCGAGUUGUUCGACGCCUUCAUUUGCUACUGCAAAAGCGACAUUUCAUUCGUGCACGAAAUGAUCUGGGAGCUGGAGCAAACGGAUUACAAGCUGAAGCUAUGCGUUUUUGAUCGCAACGUCCUGCCCGGAUCGUGCGUGUGGACCAUCACCAGUGAGCUUAUUGAGAAGAGGUGUAAGAGGGUGGUGGUUGUGAUCUCCGAUGAGUACCUCGAAAGUGACGCCUGUGACUUCCAAACCAAGUUUGCUCUCAGCCUGUCUCCUGAUUUUGUGCAUCCUUCUGCUGUUACAGGAGCUCGGCAUAAACGACUCAUUCCCGUUGUUUACAAGUCUAUGACAAAACAGUUCCCGAGGAUCCUCAGCUUCCUAACUGUGUGCGACUACACAAAUCCGUACACAAAAAACUGGUUUUGGGAACGGCUGGCCAAAGCGCUUUCACUGCCAUAGUUGUAACAGUUUUCAAUGUGUUUUUAAAGGUGCUUUUAUAUCAUUACAGCUGUAAAGAAAAUGUUGAACGAUGAAAUAUACAGUAGUUUUAUGUCCUUUCAAAUGUGAUUUAUAGUUACUGUGAAAGACAGUAUAUUUUUUUCAUUUUUAUUGUAAACAUCGAAAGCCGCAAAUAUUCUGAAGUUACUCUGCUCUUCCUAUUUCAUUGUCUGCAUGAGAUUACUGCAGAAAAGGAAGUGUUAAUGUGGAAGCAGCCCACUUCCACAUUUGACUGCAUAUUUUUACAGCCAGAGCUUUAUUUUUCAUGUUGUAUUUGUAUAUGGUCUCUUUUACAGCAAAUUUUAUACAUAUAUUUUAGAGAUGUGACUGAAAAUUCGGCGCCGAAAAAGCUCAAAAUUGCAUUUUCGGUUUUCGGGUAAUGGACCAAAAGUUUACCACCGAAAAGUGCGACGAACCGUAGUCCUCUUGUGAUGACAUCAUCAAAACACAGUAAAAAGCAAAACUACAUGCCACAGCCAUACACAGCCAACAUGUCCAGGGUUUGGAAGUAUUUUGAGGUAUUGCAGAAAUAAAUAAAUUAUUAAAUAAAGGAAAAUAAAUUUACUUCAUCGCUGCUUAACGCACAUUCCAAAGUUGCUUUCCAUUGAUGUCACAUUGAGUACAGUGCAUUUGAGCCCGUGCAUGUGAGAGUAGUUUAAUCAAGUGAGCAGUAUACAAAUAAAGUAGUAUUUAAAUGCA
Corythoichthys intestinalis (scribbled pipefish) is the source of this 1698-nucleotide messenger RNA. RefSeq names its product MYD88 innate immune signal transduction adaptor (gene myd88). Gene Ontology annotation, cellular component: plasma membrane. The record is from RefSeq and is a predicted model, not a curated record. The transcript has 5 exons. Gene Ontology annotation, biological process: defense response to Gram-positive bacterium; positive regulation of canonical NF-kappaB signal transduction; MyD88-dependent toll-like receptor signaling pathway. Lineage: Eukaryota; Metazoa; Chordata; Actinopteri; Syngnathiformes; Syngnathidae. Bases 70 to 960 code for a protein of 296 amino acids. Gene Ontology annotation, molecular function: Toll-like receptor binding; TIR domain binding.